Messenger RNA from Tinamus guttatus (white-throated tinamou), 1986 nucleotides. RefSeq names its product Fas associated factor family member 2 (gene FAF2). Gene Ontology annotation, molecular function: ubiquitin binding. Gene Ontology annotation, cellular component: endoplasmic reticulum. The record is from RefSeq and is a predicted model, not a curated record. Gene Ontology annotation, biological process: ERAD pathway. NCBI's taxonomy places the organism in Eukaryota, Metazoa, Chordata, Aves, Tinamiformes, Tinamidae.
UGACGGAGCGGCGGGUCAGAGGCGGCAGGAAAAUGGCGGCGCCUGAGGAGCGGGAGCUGACGGCGGAGCAGACCGAGAAGCUGCUGCAGUUCCAGGACUUGACUGGCAUAGAAUCCAUGGACCAAUGUCGUCACACGUUGGAGCAGCACAACUGGAACAUAGAGGCAGCUGUACAGGACCGACUGAACGAACAAGAGGGUGUCCCGAGCGUCUUCAAUCCCCCUCCAUCUCGGCCGUUGCAAGUCAAUACAGCCGACCACAGGAUCUACAGCUAUGUUGUCUCAAGGCCGCAGCCAAGGGGUCUAUUAGGAUGGGGUUACUACUUGAUAAUGCUUCCAUUCCGAUUUACCUAUUACACGUUACUUGAUAUAUUUAGGUUUGCUCUGCGUUUUAUACGCCCCGAUCCUCGUAGUCGGGUCACUGACCCAGUGGGUGACAUUAUUUCGUUUAUUCAUAUGUUUGAGGAAAAAUAUGGGAGGAUACACCCUGUCUUCUACCAGGGAACUUACAGCCAGGCACUGAACGAUGCUAAGCGGGAGCUGCGCUUCCUGUUGGUUUAUCUUCAUGGAGAUGACCACCAAGAUACUGAUGAAUUCUGCCGCAAUACGCUGUGCAUACCUGAGGUGAUCACCCUCAUAAACACUAGGAUGCUCUUCUGGGCUUGCUCAACCAAUAAACCAGAGGGCUACAGAGUGUCCCAGGCUCUGCGAGAGAACACGUACCCCUUCCUGGCGGUCAUCAUGCUGAAGGAUCGCAGGAUGACAGUAGUAGGGCGGCUAGAAGGCCUCAUCCAGGCUGACGACCUCGUGAAUCAGCUCACGUUCAUCAUGGAGGCCAACCAGACGUACCUGGUGUCGGAGCGCCUGGAAAGGGAAGAGAGGAAUCAAACCCAGGUUCUGAGGCAGCAGCAGGACGAGGCAUACCUGGCAUCCUUGCGUGCAGACCAGGAAAAGGAGCGCAAGAAGAAGGAGGAGCGGGAGAGGAAGAAGAAAAAGGAGGAGGAAGUGCAGCAGCAAAAACUAGCAGAGGAAAGACGGCGACAGACGCUGCAGGAGGAGAAGGAGCGGAAGUCGGAAUGCCUUCCCCCUGAGCCGCAUCCUGAUGACCCAGAGAGCGUUAAGAUCAUUUUCAAGCUGCCCAACGAUUCCAGAGUGGAGCGGCGGUUCCAUUUCACACAGUCCUUGACGGUCAUACACGACUUCUUGUUCUCCUUGAAAGAGAGCCCUGAGAAGUUCCAGAUUGAGGCCAACUUCCCUCGCCGUGUCCUGCCCUGCCUCCCUACAGAGGAGUGGCCCAACCCGCCCACGCUGCAGGAGGCCGGACUCAGCCACACGGAAGUCCUCUUUGUGCAGGACCUUACGGACGAUUGACACUUUUCCAGAAUACACAAAUGGAAAGAGAAAUUCAUAUUAUUAUUAUAAUACAAUAUUUUUUUUAAAAGACUGCAUACAAACGAGGGAUCAGAGACCAUGUGGCCUGUGCCAGCCGUGCUGCGUGUGUGCCCUGGCGAGAGGAAGUGUGUGCAUGUGCACAUCCUCACAUCCCCAUGCACACAGCCAUCCCCUGUACUUGGAGGGCAGAGAGGGAGGGGAGCUGGUGUUGCCCUUCCACCCUCCCUGGGGAGCAACAGGAAUGGCAGCUCUCGGUAAAUAUUGCUUUUAUUGACAAUAAUAAUAAAACUCCGACAACCUGACGUCUUGUGAAGAUUUUGAUGCUCUGCUGCUCCUGAGAGCCAGCCAGAAGACUGGGCAGCUGAAUGUGCUGGGAGUGGGGCAGGAGGGAGGGCUGGACAGAACGUUUUCAGCUUCUCUCUGUAUAAAUACCUUUCUUUUAAUAUUUUUUUUCUUGCUUUGUAAUGACCAAAGGAGAAUGGGAUUGACUAUAGUAUUAAUUUCUUUUUGAUAAAGAGCUGGUUCAAUUCUUACCUGUGUGGGACCUUGCCCAGGGUUCUUAGCCUGCGUAGUGUAAUAAACUCUGCCUCUAGCA